AUGAUUAUUAUAAAUACUUAAAAACCUUAAGGAGGAGAAAAUAACAUAGGACUUGGAAGAUUUAGAAGAACACAAACACUAAAAUUUGUGAUAAUUAUGAAAAAUAUAAAAACAAGUCGUCAUCUAAAUAUAGAAUAAAAAGUUCAGAAUCUUCAUAAAAUGUUGAUAAUCUUAACUUUUUUUAGAGAAAGAAUUAUGAUGUUAUGGACGAUUUUGUUUUAGAUGCCAAUUGAUCCAAAACUAAGUAGCUUUGAUAAAAAAUGA
Paramecium octaurelia is the source of this 264-nucleotide messenger RNA. NCBI's taxonomy places the organism in Eukaryota, Ciliophora, Oligohymenophorea, Peniculida, Parameciidae. The record is from the annotation of a GenBank genome assembly.